AUGGAGGAAUCUACAUUUCUCCCUGACAUUUCGUUCUCGCGGACGAUAAAUAACUCCUCACGUCCCCACACACAAAGUAAAAAAAUAGGAACUGGAAAGAAACGUCACAAUGUUGUUGUAUUUCCAUACUACCGUGAUCAUCUCGCAUGUGAUCCACAGAAUUCCUUUUGCGUGUAUGGUAAUUAUGAGUUUCGCUGGGGUGAUCCUAUUGCAGAGGCGGAGGAAAAUAUAUACUCCCUUAUUGAUGAUAUGAUAGUGGCCGCACAACGUGCCUUUGAUGAAGCACAGGUGUUUUGGAAAAAACUCCCUUCUUCUGUGCAGCGGGCGCAUAUUCUUCGCAAUGUAAACACGUUAACAUCAGCCUCAGUCUCGCCGACUCCGCACUUCAACGCUUCUCCUCUACAACACACACCCACCCAUACACACACUGACGCCGCCACCUUCACCGCACUGCUGCGCCACACUAAACGUAAAAGCGUUGACUUGUCCAUCUCUCAUAUAGCUGUUAACACAUCUGCAGCCACAACUGUUAAUAUAAAUGCCAAUACUUCUGCCGUAUUAGCUGGAAGUCGCGGUGGUGGUGCUGGUGGAAGUGUUAGUGUACGGCCGACAACCGCCAUCGCACGUGUUCUUCGCCGAGAAGAAGAGGAAGAGGCCAUUGUACGUGAACUCACACCUCAGUGGAUCCCACCAAUGAAUCACACAAAAUGCCGCAUUGUACUCGAUAUUGUGGCAUCACGCAAGACACUUGGAGAUUCACCACACAGUAGCGAACCCUACCGAUUGGGACAGAUGGCAUUUAAGUAUGCAUACACAAAGUAUGCAGCGGAGGUGAUGACGAUGUUUGUUGGCAUUAGUGAUAGUGCCGUAACGCUGGUGGGUAGAGAUAUUCUCUAUCCAUAUCGUGUAACGGGCGGUGGUGGAGGAGGUGCUGGUAUUACUGGUGCUGCUGGUGGUGGUGCGAAGACUCUUGUGAGUCCAGAGCCACCAAAUAUUUCUGGUCCCUCUCGUGCUGCGGGAACUCGAGGAGCUGGUAAUACUAGAGCUGAGGCAGCUGCAAUGGCUGCAGCACUCUCUUAUGCAGGUGCGAUGAAUACAACAAUGUCUAUAAGUUCUGCAGCUCCAAUCGCAAUGGCACCUAAUCUUGAGCAGUUGCUUCCCAAUACAAUCCCUGCGCCCCGAAUGGUGAUGGCCCCACCUGUGAAUACUGAAAAAGUGGAUAAUGUGCGAUUGGUAGUUUGUUUCCCUCUCGUGGAUACUGAGUUAGAUGACGUAUUGUGA
Molecule: messenger RNA, 1281 nt
Organism: Trypanosoma theileri
Lineage: Eukaryota; Euglenozoa; Kinetoplastea; Trypanosomatida; Trypanosomatidae
Exons: 1
Coding region: 1-1281 (426 amino acids)
Source: RefSeq, a predicted model, not a curated record